CGUGUAGAUAGAAUCACGGAGUUGGAAUUAGUUCAUUACUUGGUAUUGAAUUUUUACUAGUAUAGCCCUUUUCAGUCUGCUGCUGCAGAUUUCUCUUUGAUACUUCUUUCUGUCAAAAUCAAUUCUGUCCCCUAAAAUAAGAUUUAUUUUACUGGAGUUAAAAAUUUUAUUUCAUAACGGUUCAGUAUUUUGCCUUACAUUAAAUAUUAUUGUCUUGAGGGUCAACGUAUGUUUAAUCCUCAGAUGUCAAAGGUAGCUGCAGCUUGUGUUCCGGGUAAGUUCCACAAACAGAGUUCCCAGGAGGUAAAAAAUCAUCAUGGUGUUUCUGCUGAUGCAGAAGAGGUGAAAAAUGAUAACAUGACCCAGGCUAUAAAGAAAGUUCUUAUUGAAAAUUUUCCUGAUGAAGAGGAAACUCAUCCUCAAGUUCUUCUCUAUAAGAAUCUUUGGCUGGAGGCGGAAGCUGCGUUAUGUUCUAUCACUUACAUGGCUCGCUUUACUCGAAUGAAGACAGAGAUGGAAAAAGGACAAUUGCAAAUGACAGAAGAAAAGUCUACAGAUGCAGAGUCACCAUCAAGGUCUAAGCUACCUCCUGGUUCAAACACAUUUGAAAAUUUAGAAGCUGUUGUGAGGUGUAGCAGGGCUGCUGAUUCUUCUGUUCAGGAUUCUGUUGCCAUAGGUGCAGGCAGCCAGAUGACAGAUCUUAUGACUGGAUUUAAGGUUCACGAAUCGAUGUCCAUGAAUGCCAUUGAAGAAGGCAAGUUAAUAAUCUCAAAGGACUCCCCUGAGCCAGACUUGGUUGGAAAAUCAGAGCCUAGGGACAGAGCUGGCAUCAACUUAGAUUUUAAUGAUUUCUUAAAACUCCAGAUUAACAGCCCAAAUUCUGUGGAUGAUGUAGACACAGAAAACGACUCAUGGUCCAAAGUUUCUUCUGACUUGGACAAGGUUGAAAAUCUUUCGACUGAGAAAAUUAAGGGUAGUCCCACUGCAGAUAUCAUCCAGGAUUUCCCUGUUUCAAGCAGAACCAGUCAAUUGGAUGAUGUUGAUGCUCUGGCUAUGGCUAGAUUCAAUAUCCUGAAGCUCCGCGAUGAAACUUCAAGUUCCAUUAAUGCGGAACAGCAACAAAUGCAAGAAGGUCCUGGCCCGAGUUUUGCAUGUGACAUAACACAUUGGUCAAUCUUCAAGUGUCUCGAGGAGGAAAAAGUUAAGGACAGAGAAGAAGGGCAAACUUCUGAAAGAAGAACGCAACCUGUCUCCGAAAGUGAAGUUGCCAACUAUCUUGAGGAUGAGUUAACCGUGAAAGAGUUCUAUCUUCAUGUUAAGGACGACGCCAUGGUCCAACCUUACAGAACCAACAUGUUGGGGAGUCAAGUUUCUUCUUGUCCAGGGAUUUAUGAUGGCUCUUCAUCUGAUUGGGAGCAUGUGUAGAAGGAGGUAGUUACCAGACUUUGGGAAAACUCAAUAAGGGAUUAUCUUGUCCAGAAACUUGUUUUUCCAUAGACUUGUUUAACCAUUUUGCUACUUAUUUGAAUUGGCUGAAACGUUAUCUGAUUAUUUUAGUCCCUUUUUUCCAUUA
Molecule: messenger RNA, 1573 nt
Organism: Carica papaya (papaya)
Lineage: Eukaryota; Viridiplantae; Streptophyta; Magnoliopsida; Brassicales; Caricaceae
Source: RefSeq, a predicted model, not a curated record